GGUGGAGCUUCUGCCUGCGGAGGGUGGGCGCUCGGUGCCGUUGGGGUGUGGGUUUCCUAGACGGAUUCCCGCGGUGCAGUUUGUUACAUGGAAGUGUAGGCACCGAGGAAGUUUACUCGUUCCGUUUGCCAAAAUAUCUUCCCUUUGGUUAUAUAAGCGCAGGUUUCGAGUAGUGUCUCUGCCAUGCCGAACUCGAGGCCCAGGCCCCGCCACGGCCCCCGGAGUGGCGCCGGUGCAGCCGGGCGAGACGAGCUGGUGUCUCGGUCCUUGCAAAGCGCAGAGCACUGCCUGAGUGCCCGGGACUUCGGCACCGCCUAUGCCCACUACCUUCUUGUGCUCAGCCUGGCGCCGGAGCUGAAAGACGAUGUGAAGGAGACUUUUCAGUAUACGCUCUUCAGAUGGGCUGAAGAACUUGAUGCUCUUAGUCGAACACAGGACUUACUUGGUUGCUAUGAGCAAGCCAUGGAACUAUUUCCUGAUGACGAAGUGAUCUGCAACAGCAUGGGGGAGCAUCUCUUCAGAAUGGGCUUUAGAGAUGAAGCAGCCGGCUAUUUUCGUAAAGCAGUGAAACUAAACCCUGAUUUCAGUGAUGCAAAGGAGAAUUUUUACCGUGUUGCAAACUGGUUGGUGGAACGCUGGCACUUUAUCAUGCUUAAUGACACCAAAAGGAAUACGAUUUAUAAUGCAGCAAUCCAAAAGGCGGUUUGUUUGGGGUCCAAAAGUGUUUUGGACAUUGGAGCAGGAACUGGAAUACUAAGCAUGUUUGCUAAAAAAGCUGGAGCACACUCGGUGUAUGCCUGUGAGUUAUCCAAGACCAUGUUUGAGCUUGCCUGUGAUGUAGUGGCAGCAAACAAGAUGGAAGCAGGGAUCCAGCUCUUACAUAUGAAGUCGCUUGACAUAGAAAUUCCAAAACACAUUCCUGAAAGAGUGUCCCUAGUUGUAACAGAAACUGUCGAUGCAGGUUUAUUUGGAGAAGGAAUUGUGGAGAGUUUAAUUCAUGCAUGGGAGCAUUUACUCUUACAGCCAAAGACCAAAGGUGAAAAUGGUAAUUGUGAAAAAUAUGGGAAAGUUAUACCAGCAAGUGCUGUUAUAUUUGGGAUGGCAGUAGAAUGUGCAGAAAUAAGAAGGCAUCAUAGGGUGGGUAUUAAGGAUGUUGCUGGGAUCUGUUUGCCAACCAAUGUGAAAUUUCAGAGUCCAGCUUAUUCUUCUGUUGAUGCCGAAGAAACAGUUGAACCUUAUACAACUGAAAAGAUGAGUCGAGUUCCUGGGGGAUAUUUAGCUUUGACAGAGUGCUUUGAAAUUAUGACAGUAGAUUUCAACAAUCUUCAGGAAUUGAAGAGUCUCGCAACUAAAAAACCUGAUAAAAUUGGUAUUCCUGUUACUAAAGAAGGCGUGCUAGAUGCCAUCGUGGUUUGGUUUGAACUCCAGCUUGAUGAUGAACACAGUUUGUCCACAAGUCCUAGUGAAGAAACAUGUUGGGAACAGGCUGUCUACCCUGUACAUGACCUUGCAGACUACUGGAUAAAGCCUGAGGACCAGGUGAUGAUGGAAGUGUCCUGUCAGGAUUGUUACUUAAGAAUCCAGAGCAUCAGUGUCUUCAGUUCAGAUCAUGAAAUGGAUGUUGGGACAAGUUUUACCAAGAGUAAAGAUUUGCUGUCUUUAGGAAAUGAGGCUGAACUCUGCAGUGCCCUGGCGAACCUUCAGACCAGUACACCGGACUCUGCGGAGCAGAUAUGUGUAUUGGAAUCCACAGAAAUUGCUUUGCUUAAUAAUGUCCCAUACCACGAAGGCUUUAAAAUGGCAAUGAGGAAAGUGUUGUCUUCACUGACUCCGGAGAAACUGGGUCAGGCCAUGGAUACACAGUGUCAGAAUAAUGAGAUAAACUGUGGUAGUGGACAGAAUGACUCUGAACCUUUCUAUGUGUUGGAUGUGUCCGAGGGCUUCUCUGUUCUGCCAAUAAUUGCUGGCGCCCUCGGGCAGGUUAAGCCUUACAGUUCUGUGGAGAAGGACCAGCAUCGUAUCACUCUGGACCUCAUAUCUGAAGCCAAUCACUUUCCUAAAGAAACUCUUGAAUUUUGGUUGAGACACGUGGAAGAUGAAUCUGCUGUGUUGCAAAGGCCAAAGUCAGAUAAGUUGUGGAGUAUAAUUAUACUGGAUGUCAUUGAACCAUCUGGGCUCAUUCAGCAGGAAAUAAUGGAAAAAGCUGCAAUAUCCAGAUGUUUGCUACAGUCCGGAGGGAAGAUCUUUCCUCAGUACGUGCUGAUGUUUGGGUUGCUCGUGGAAUCACAGACACUGGUGGAAGAAAGCGCUGUGCAAGGAGCAGAACGAACUCUUGGAUUCAAUAUAGCGCCUUUUAUUAACCAGUUUCAGGUACCCAUACGUGUAUUUUUGGACCUCUCUUCAUUGCCCUGUAUACCUUUAAGCCAACCUGUGGAACUCUUAAGACUAGACUUAAUGACACCGUAUUUGAACACCUCUAACAGAGAAGUAAAGGUCCGCAUUUGUAAAUCUGGACAAGUGACUGCCAUCCCAUUUUGGUAUCAUAUGUACCUUGAUGAUGAGAUUAUGUUGGACACCUCGAGUGAAGCCUCCCACUGGAAACAAGCUGCAGUCGUUUUAGAUCAUCCCUUCCGGGUGGAAAUGGGGGAUGAACUUGUACUCCACGUCCAGCACCACAAAAGCAAUGUCAGCAUCACGGUAAAGCAGUGAAGAGCAGUUUUCCUGUGCAAAAUGUGGAAGUAGAGCAGCAAGUACACAAUUCUUCUAGUUAGUGGGACUGUAACCGUAGUGGAGGUAUAAAAGAUUUAUUCCUUGUAAUGGUCAAAUACUUUUUUAAAAAUUGACAUUAAUAAAGUGUAUUUAAGAGAUCCUAAA
Molecule: messenger RNA, 2874 nt
Organism: Phacochoerus africanus (Common warthog)
Lineage: Eukaryota; Metazoa; Chordata; Mammalia; Artiodactyla; Suidae
Gene: PRMT9
Product: protein arginine methyltransferase 9
Exons: 12
Coding region: 184-2709 (841 amino acids)
Biological process (GO): peptidyl-arginine methylation
Molecular function (GO): protein binding; protein-arginine omega-N monomethyltransferase activity
Source: RefSeq, a predicted model, not a curated record